Molecule: messenger RNA, 2219 nt
Organism: Paramacrobiotus metropolitanus
Lineage: Eukaryota; Metazoa; Tardigrada; Eutardigrada; Parachela; Macrobiotidae
Product: prolyl 4-hydroxylase subunit alpha-2-like
Exons: 5
Coding region: 222-1910 (562 amino acids)
Biological process (GO): peptidyl-proline hydroxylation to 4-hydroxy-L-proline
Cellular component (GO): endoplasmic reticulum
Molecular function (GO): protein binding; L-ascorbic acid binding; iron ion binding
Source: RefSeq, a predicted model, not a curated record
CACUUGUUCAUGCACCAAUAAUUUGGCAAAUAUAGUUUCUUGCAAAUAUAUUUAUCCAUAGUUUUCAAGAACCCUGCUCACGCAUUGCAAAUAUUGCCGUAUACCAAAUCAUCCUGAUCUUAUGUUAACUUUCAUAUAAAGGAUUGUACUGAGAAUUUCUGAGGCUGUGGACAGCUUGCAUUUGCGCUUUUUCGCCGAUUUAUUUUGCCACAUUUAGCUUAAUGCGGCGCUUAAAGAUUUUUUACGGUGUUUUAAUAAUUUUUUCUGCUUUUGAUUUGCAUUAUGUUACAGCCGAGGUAUUUGCUUCUAUGGCGGAUGUCGAAACGCUCAUCAACACUGAGAAAUUAGUCUUGGGCACGCUGCAGAAUCUUCUGCAGCAGGAGCGCCAAAAGUUAGCCGAAGCUCUGCGCUACACAAAACAGAUUCGAAAUGGAACGUCAAAUGGCAGUGCUACAGCUAUCGCAAGCGAUGAACUUGAAAAUCCCGUCAAAAUGUUUCAGACACUGAAACAGCACUCUUCAGAUUUCAGUAACGUCAUAGAUUCCGCUUCCGCUGACACCUUCACUGACCGCAAUCGUUCCAUCCAAAAGUUGCGCAUGUCUCGAGCCUUUCCGGAUAAAGAGGACAUCGAAGGAAAUGCUGACGCCUUUGCCCGACUGCAGUUAACAUACCGCAUCCACCCCCAGGAUAUCGCCCGGGGCCGCAUUCCCGGCACCCGUCCAACAAUGCCCUUUACAUCGCGCGAAGCCUUCAUUAUCGGACACAACCAAGCGGGAAACAAAUACUUCAACUCGGCUGCAGCGUGGUUGCAAGUAGCACUGGAGAUCUACCAUGAAGAGGUGGAGAAAACCGGCGAUCUUCCGGAAAUCCUAGAUUGGCUACAGUACGCCAUCUAUCAAGACACUGGAAACGCGGUACGAGCGUUGGAAAUAACGCGACAAGUACAGGAACUCGAUCCGACGUACCCCAGUCUGCAGACCAAUAUCAAUUUCUAUGAAGAAGCGAUUCCGAAGCUGACGGAUGAGGAACUGGCAGUAUUCCGCAAUGCACCCGAUGCAACGGAAGCGUUCGAUACCAACUCGCUGGAUUACGUGAAUGAGACGAAUGCAGCAUACGAGGCGUUGUGUCGUGGUGAAGAACGCUUGACUCCCGCCCAGACUCGGGAACUAAAAUGUUACUACGAGACUCACGGAAAUCCAUAUUUGUUAAUUCAACCUGUCAAGGUGGAAAUGUUGAGCAAAGAUCCGGAAAUAUUCGUCCUCCACAAUGUUAUUUUUGAUUCCCAAGCUGACCGCAUUCGCAAAGUGGGCUAUGAUCACUUGAUGCGGGGCCGUGUUAUGGACGGAAAAGAGGCCAGAGGAAGUGUCUCCAAAGUCAGGAUAGCAAAAAUAGCGUUUCUGACGGAAGCGGUCGAUCCGGUAAUUGCUGAGGUUAACCGUUACAUCGGUCAUGCUACCAAUCUGGAUAUCAACAUAGCGGAAGAUUUGCAGAUCAAUAACUAUGGCAUUGGGGGUCAUUAUUCCGUGCAUUACGAUUUCUUUACCAAUUUGCAUGAUUUAUCAACAACCAACGGACCGGUGGUCAACUUCACCAAUUGGGGCGACCGCAUUGCGACUUUCCUAGCUUACAUGACCGAUGUGGAGGCCGGGGGCGCCACCGUCUUCCCCCGGAUAAACUUGACCUUGUUUCCAGAAAAGGGUUCCGCAGCGUUUUGGUACAACAAGUUUAAGGACGGUCAACCGGACCCGCGGACACUGCAUGCCGGGUGCCCGGUGUUAUCCGGCAUCAAAUGGGUAUCUAACAAGUGGAUCAGGGAGCACGGUCAAGACCGGCAACGACCGUGUGGACUGGCGCCUGACGGGUUUGAAGAUUUAAUUGGUGUUUUGGAUGGAUAUGGCGAUGGUUAUUAGAAUUUUUAGCUGAUCGGAACAGCUGAAAUAUGUUUAACAUUUUAUGAUGGCAGGGUUGCAUCAUACAGUUUCGAAAUGUAAGAAUGCAAUGCAGGUGUUAGUAAAUGGUUAGCACACAAUUAUAAUUUAACCGUUAUCAUCUGAUGCCUUUUUACAUUUAAAUGCUGUGUGCAAAUGGCCGGUUUUGUCUUUCUAAAGAAUUAACCGCAAGUUGUAUGUACAAUUCUUAACGCGUCGAGCGUCAUACAUUUUGUCCCGGCUCGGCUAAAACAACAAAAAACUUUAUAAAAAUAAAAAGGGUAUGUAGUA